AUGCGGAUUAACGUGGAUGGGAGCUACAGACCUGAUUUUGGUGAUGGUGGAAUUGGGGUUGUUAUUCAGGAUGAGCACGGUAUGUGUCAAGCAGCUAUGGCGCGUUAUUUUCCUCAUGUUCUCUCUGUUUUUCAUAUGGAGGCAGAGGCAUGUAGGGCUGGCCUCCUUUUGGCAAUCCACCAAGGGUGGGAGGAUUUAGAACUUGAAAGUGAUUGCUCACUGAUGGUUGUUGCGUUGAACACGAAUGUGGAGGACCGAUCUGAAGUUGGGCGUAUUAUCGAUGAUUGUAAGUCAUAUUUGACAUCUUUUCACUCAACUCAGAUUUGUCAUGUCUUCCGUGAAGCAAACGGUGCAGCUCGUAGAUUAGCUCACCUUGCUAGUUUAAAUUAUCUUAAUGAUGUAUGGCUAGAGGAGAGUCCUGCUAUUAUUCAGAAUGUACUCUAUGAGGACAAUUGUAACUAUAAUCGAGGUCAAGGCCCUAUGUCCCCCUCGAGGUAUGAUUCUAUUUUAAUGCAAUAA
Messenger RNA from Rosa rugosa (rugosa rose), 519 nucleotides. RefSeq lists its product as uncharacterized. Gene Ontology annotation, molecular function: RNA-DNA hybrid ribonuclease activity; nucleic acid binding. The coding region runs from base 1 to 519 and encodes 172 amino acids. The transcript has a single exon. The record is from RefSeq and is a predicted model, not a curated record. NCBI's taxonomy places the organism in Eukaryota, Viridiplantae, Streptophyta, Magnoliopsida, Rosales, Rosaceae.